AUGGUUGGAAAACACUGGACGGUGCCGGAGGAGGAGUUUUUCUGGAGCGAGGUUGUCCCUCAGGCGCCCCCAGGCAAUGACAAGGACAUAAAGCAGGCCAAGAGGCACCACGACAAAAAAGGCUGGGAGCCAUUGGCAGUCAUGAUGCGCGAGGGGAUGAUAGCCCGUCAGGGUGAGCCUCUUAAUCGCAGCUACACGAACAUCAGCUGCUACGAGCACUACUUCCAGAACUACGUUCAAGAGAAGUGGUCCAAGAACGCGCCACCCAGAAUCAGAGGAUACAUCGAGUACCUCAUCCAGCAGAGCGGUAAUCGCGUGUCUGAGAAGCAUCAGCGGAUGCUCAACAAUAUCGACGCCUACAUGGCUGAGGACCAACAGGACAACUCCACGCAGGCCUCUAGGUCUAGGGCUCGGGCUUCUGGAUCUGGAGCUCAGGCUCCUGCUUCUGAAUCUCGUGCUCCUGUACCCGGCGCUGUGGCUUCGGGGGCCCAGUCAGGAGUGGCAUCUGCUGCUCCUGGACUGGACCUAUUGGCCACAGUAGCCUUGUCGUUGUCGUCGUCGUCGUCGUCGUCGUCGUCCGCUGCUGCCGCCGCUGCAGCUGCCGCCCAACCAGAGGCCAGUGACAGGCAGAACGGUGGAGCAUCUGGGGAAGUUUCCGCUGAGGGUAUUGAUGGCGGCAACGUCGUCUUCCCACGGCAGGGCGCCGCCUUGGGGCUCCAAUACCAGGAUGUCUAUCAGCCUCAGCCGCCCGCCUACAACAACUUUGAGAUAGGCCAUCUGGCCGCCGACCUCCCUGCUGCUCAGCACCACAGCAACAACAACGUCGGCUAUGUCGACGGUGGCGGCCUCAUCGUCAAUGGCGACGACAACAACAACACUGGCCCCCAGCAGGAGGCCAAUGUCCAGGUGCCCGACAUCUAUGACGGCAGCGGCUGGGACGAGCUGCCCUCUCCUGCUGGUGUGUACCCUUACAACUGGGACCCCGACUUCUGGGCCGCCUUCAACGCGAACCAGGACUUCAACGAGGCCCAGCAUCCCUCCGUCUGGGGAUCCGAUAUGGGCAUCAACCCCGGCGUACUGCACGACAUGAGCGCGCAGCCUGUCUUCUCUGGUCUCCAGCAGUUCGGGUACGGUGGCCCUCUUGGCGCUUUUGGGUGUGACAACGCCAACGCCCAACAGCUGAACCUGGCUGGCUUCAAUGCCAACCAGCAGUACAACGUUGGCGGCGCCCUGCCUGGCCCAGCUGCUGGCGCCCUGCAGGAGGUCGACGAUAACCUUCUGUUGCAGCAAUUUAUUGCUGCGAAUUUCAGCACCCACGGCGACGGGAAGCAGGGAGCCCAGGGAGGAGCUCGUGGCCGCUCGCUCGCUGUCGAUCGGGUGCCUAAGAGAAGCGACCGCAGCCGCUCGCCAGCCGGCCGACCACCCAAGAGAGUCGCACGAGGCCGCCGCUCUCGUGUCGCCCAGGAGGAGCAGGGCUACGGUGGCCUGGACAAUAACAACAACAACAACAACAACAACAACAACAACAACGUCGUCAUCGACCGCAACGUCUUGAACAACGUUCCUCAUGUCCCUAGCCCUGCUCCUGCCUGGGCCCACGCAGCGCGUCCCGGCGUCAAUCUCGACAACGUCUUCCUGCCGCUGCCCGAGGAGCGCAGCACACCCCUCGAGCAGUGGUACCCUCGGCUGCCGUCCGCCGAGGACUUUGUGUCGCUCCCCUCCCACGGCGAUUUGGACUGGGAGGCACACCCCUUCCCCGACGACGACGAGGCCAUGGGGGUGUCUGGUCUGCCUCUUGAGCAGGCUCCCGGCCCACCGGGCAUGGCCGACCGUCGCGGCCAGAACGGCCGUCGAGACAACCACGGUUUCGGCGUCUGA
Messenger RNA from Cryphonectria parasitica EP155, 1878 nucleotides. RefSeq lists its product as uncharacterized. The record is from RefSeq and is a predicted model, not a curated record. Bases 1 to 1878 code for a protein of 625 amino acids. Lineage: Eukaryota; Fungi; Ascomycota; Sordariomycetes; Diaporthales; Cryphonectriaceae. The transcript has 3 exons.